Messenger RNA from Gossypium arboreum, 386 nucleotides. RefSeq lists its product as uncharacterized. The coding region runs from base 1 to 384 and encodes 127 amino acids. NCBI's taxonomy places the organism in Eukaryota, Viridiplantae, Streptophyta, Magnoliopsida, Malvales, Malvaceae. The transcript is spliced from 3 exons. The record is from RefSeq and is a predicted model, not a curated record.
AUGGAAGUUGAGAUUCUUGUUUGGUAUUCUGGUCAGGAAGUUAAAUCCGGACAAAAAGUUGGACGCCUUCAGCUUUUUGAGAUUACGCAUAGGAAGAAAGAUGGAUCUCCUAUGACAUCCGAAGCUGGAGAAAUUAUGGAGAAACUAAAGGAGAAGAAGGCGGAAUAUGAAGCGAUUGCUUCGAGUGAUAGUUUUGUUAAUCUUGAGAACAUUGAUAAUAGAAUUAUCACUAAAGUUUUGGGUCCUGAAAGGUACGGUCGGGUUCGAUUUCAAGGAUCUGGUGUUACCCCGACCCAAUAUUUUGGAUCCGACUCCCAGCAAUACAUGCCUUCCGGAAGUCAAGCUCAAGCUGAAGUUCAGAGGUUAAGAGACCAGAUAGCUUAGAU